This is a messenger RNA of Orbicella faveolata, 4590 nucleotides long. RefSeq names its product myotubularin-related protein 10-like. Gene Ontology annotation, biological process: phosphatidylinositol dephosphorylation. NCBI's taxonomy places the organism in Eukaryota, Metazoa, Cnidaria, Anthozoa, Scleractinia, Merulinidae. Gene Ontology annotation, cellular component: cytoplasm; membrane. The record is from RefSeq and is a predicted model, not a curated record.
CCUUUAGGUGAUAUGUAGUAAAAAUUGGUUAAUUAAGUCAGUUUACACUGGAAAAAUAAACAAAACAGAAGGCCAGUGCUUUUUACUUUGUUAUUUGAAGAACAAGUCUCUGAGCAAAACCACUUUAUAAACGUGUUGUGACGUCCGUGAGGCCCCUAGUGACAAACAACAUUUCCUCUCUACCCCGCUCAGUAGCGCAGUCAUAAAACCGAUAUUCGGUGCCAGUUCCCAGAGGAGAUUAAUAUUUUUCAAUUUUACUAACAGUACUACAUGCAAUAUGCAUUCCAGGGGAAAUGGAGCCGUCGUUAUCGCUUGUUUACGAUAAGAGGUUUCGUCCAGAAUAUCAUUUAAGGAGGAAACAAUAUUCUGUAACGAUCGAGAUACAUUUCAUAGAGAAGAUUGUCGUUUAGAAGGACACAUCAACGAAGGUUUGCUCGAUUUGUGCUGAGGAAUUCUGGUUAUGGGUGGACUGCUGCAGCUGUGAACUAAUUCAUUCAGUUAACGUGUGUUGAAUAUCAAAGAUCAGUUUGACGUAAGUACGUUUACUUAUUCCCUUAAGUUGAUUUCGUCUCUGUUAUGAACAAAUGUUGUUUUUCCGAGUAAUCGUCUUAGUGUGUAGACUUUCAAAACACAGACUUCUUGGGGGUAGCUGCAAUUGAAGAAAGCUAUACAAGCUUUAUAAUCUUUGACGCCCAUUUCGUUAUAUAAACUUAAUUGUGAAGAUUUGUACUCACCGAGUAGUAGUGAUCGACUUUCACUUGAUAUUAGACUUCACUUACCAUCCACGUGUUGACAAGGUGAAAUCUUAAAAGUAUUAAACCUAUUAAUGGGUUAAUCAAGUGAGGAGUGGCUUGCUUCACUGAAAUUCGCUAAAAAUCAUAAAGGAAAAAAGUUGUGUUAAUAUAUAAUGCAUUCGAACAGUGUACAAUACAUACCGCCCAUAUCAAAAAUCACUGGACUAGACAUAUAUGUGUUCGUAUUUCCAGUUUAGAUAAGAGUUUUGUGGGUACUGACAGCUCAGCACCUCCUCCCCACAGGGGAUGUUAUGUAUCUUGCCAUUGUCAUUGUACUUUUUUUUAGGAAGAAGUCUUUGAGAAAAUGGCAACUUUACAAAGUGCUUCUCCUAUGUCUGAAGAUGGCUACCCUGAACCACCAUUAUUACCAGGUGAACUAGUUGUUGCUAAAGCCAUAAAUGUGCUACGAUUCCAAACAAUGGCAGAUAGGAAGUCUGGUAUAUCAGGAGUGCUCUAUGCAACAAACUUCCGCAUGUCCUUCUUGACAAGAAACCCCAGUGCAGAAACCCAACUCAACUCUGUAUUUCAAUCAAAUCCAGAUUUAACCGAAGCAGGGGAGAUGUACUCAGACAUGCAAAGAGAACUACACAUUCCACAAACUUGUAUAAGCGAUAUUUUCUACUACUCCAGUUCAACUGCAGAGGGAUCAAAGGUAAAGAAAGUACUUCCAGGAUCACGCAUGUCAUCCAAAGUCCAUUCCUUGGAAAUCCGAUGCAAGGACUUUCGAGUGGUCAGAUUUGGACUGAAAUUUACACCCAAGAAAGAUCACGUAAAGAUGGUGAAUGCAAUUGCACAUUACAAGGCACCAAACUCUAUCGUUCUGUCAUUUGCAUUUCCAUACAGUGUGGCACAGAAUUCAUCAGAGAACAGCACUGCCAGACUGAACACCAUACCGACAUUUAGAACUCUUCAUGAUUGGCUGAGUGAGUUGACAAGGCUUAAAGUUGAUGACACAUGGAGAGUAGCAACUGUUAACAGUAAAUUCCAAACAUGUCCAUCGUUAUCAGAGAUGUUUGUUGUGCUCGCUUCCUUAUCAGAUUCAGACAUAAACAGAAUGUCAUUACAUUAUGUAGAUUCACGGCUUCCCACAUGGUGUUGGAGUCAUCCCAAUACAGGGGUACCCAUGCUGUAUAGCGGAGCAGGAAGACCAGAAAGCAUAUUUCUUGAGAAGGAAGAAACAUCCUUCUUCAGAGCACUGUCAUUAAUUCCCUGUAACACUGAGCACAAAGAGGUGAAAGUCAUCAAUUUAAUGAAGACUUGUCCAUCAACAAAAGAGCUUCAACAGAGCUUCCAGAAACUCAGAGAGCUUUGUGUGCUGGAGACCAGCAAGGACUUUUGGAGCCUUGAUGCCCGUUGGCUGUCUAGUGUGGAAACAUCAAGAUGGCUGCACUACUUGAGGCUGUCACUUGUCGCUGCUAUGGAUGUUGUGCAAUCAAUUUGUCAUGACCGUUCACCAGUUAUCAUCAAAGAAACUGGAGGCCGAGAUUUUGUGCUGGUUGUAGCAAGCCUUGCACAGUUGAUAUUGGAUUCAUAUUACAGAACAAUAAGAGGUUUCCAAACCCUUAUUCAGAAAAUGUGGGUUCUUGGAGGACAUCAGUUUCUUUUGCGCUGCAACCACAUCAGUCAAUCAUUCCAGGAAAGUGAGAAAGAAGAUACUGGAGAGUCACCUGUGUUUCUUCACUUCAUUGAUUGUGUUUAUCAACUCACUCAGCAGUUCCCAUCAGAGUUUGAAUUCUCUGAGACAUAUCUUCAUGCUCUACUUGACACAAUGCAUGCAUGCAUGUUUGAUACCUUCCUGUUCGACUCUGAGAAGCAAAGAGCAGAGCUGUGUGAAGUGGAGCUAGGAGGAAACUCCAUGGUAUCACUAUGGGAGUUUGUUGCAGAGCAGCUUAAAGAAUCUCAAAACUCUGGGCCGUAUCUUAACCCACUGUUUGAGUACAGAAACUCUUUAGACCAUGGUGAGGAAAAUGGAAUACACACCAACUCGUACCUUCGAGUAAACACUCUUGCUCCAGGCAUCAAAUUCUGGUCAGGUCGUUACCUGAGAUGGCUUCCAACAGUUCAUGUGAGUACAGGGAUGGGAGAGAAUUCUUCAUUACAACUCCAACAGAUGAUCCUGGUCAAUGAGCUGAAGGUGUUGCGGCAUCGCUUGGCAGUCAGUAGGUAUGAGCAAACUCCAAAUGCAAACACCAUUGAUGGUGACAAAACUCUUGGCAUAGACACUACUGAUUUUGACUUCAGUACUGACCUUAGCUUGGAUUUGGAAACAAGCAAGCUGCUCACUCCCAGCAUGCCAUUUAUUGGUGAUCUAGCAUCAAAUAAAUACUACUCUCCGGGAGAUUUACCACCAAAUGGAUCAGCAGACACAGUUGACAUUGGCAAGUUUUAACUGUGUGCAUACCAGCACAGAUGGUGAAGACGUCACAUAAUUUAUGACUGACUAAUUAAAGUUGAGUAACCCGAGUGUUGCUUGGUAUGAAGGUUUCACCUACAUUAGGCUGUUGCAUUGUUUCACCAAAGCCAAACAGCUCUUUGACCUGAGGGCACCAUGUUUAGCCACAGUGCAAUCAGUCAGUUUCGUCAGUGCCUAUUCGCCUUCACCACAGGCCAAAGGGUGCAAAGCAUAUUGGAAAAUGGAGUGUCCUGUUCUCUUUCAAUCACUCAUUAAUUAAGAGGUAAUUAACACUACUGGUAACACACUUGAAUGUUGUGGGUCAAGUUGUCCUCAAGUCAAUUGUUUCCAAAUUAUCGCUGUUAAACUUUUUCAACCUGAAAAUAGCAUCCAUGAUUAACACAAUUUGAAUUAAUUCAUAAAAAUUACCCUUUAAUGAUUCAAAUCUUUGUUGUGUUAAUAAGAACAUUUAUUUUUAAGUUGACACAAAUUAACUUCAAAAGAAUUUGACUUACAACAGUUAUGGGUGUGAACAAGAUUAAAAAGAAGAUACUCUUCUGGAAGCCAGUUUGUUUAUAUUAUAUUCUCAGGUAGGAUGCUACAAAGCCAUUCAAUAUGCUUUAAAAUCAAAGUAGCACCCUUACAGCUACAUGUAACCAGCAUUUGAAUUAUCCCAAACUGAUGGCUGUGUAAACAUUUUGGUUUGCAACACUUAAAUUAGGUCAUAAAGAGAAACAGUGGUGGUAGGCAAAUCUACCGAAAGUUUAUUAACAAAAAUAAUGGAAAUAAUGAAUUAUCAAUGGCAUGAUCAUUUAAAUUUUUAAUAAUGUUUGAUAUUUUUAAAUUUUCAAUUGUAAGCAACAAAUGUUCUGGUAAAAAAGAUCUCUUGCCAUUAUUUGAGCAGAGUCCAUUUUCUCCUAGCAUAUGAGGGGAAAUAUACAUGUCCAGUAAAUUAACUUUGAACUUGUUCAUUAUUUUGAACUUGUUCAUUAUUUUACCAUUAUUUUACCAAUAGGUAUUCUUCAAUAUAUUUUAUUCAACUUGGGUAUAUAAUUGUUAAAUUUCACCUAAUUCAUUUUAAAGUUUUUAAAAUUUUUAUUAGUUUUGAAGUAGGCAGGUGUGUCCAGGAUGUGGCUAUGCAGUUGUAUACAGGCCUUGUGAUUGGCCAUGGCCGCCUGAAAUGAGGUCAUGCGGUAGCAUUUUUAUCUUUUGUGUUUUUAUGAAUGGUAUGCACUAGAAACCAAAUAUAAAAUGCUUCCCAAUAAAACACAAAAUUAAGAAAGCUUAUUAAACCACCUGUCCUUUAGGCAUAGUGGAGUGAUCUCAUUUCAUGCAAUGUUGUACAGAAAAGAUAACAACAGUGGAAUCCCAAUUUUUCAAACCUCCAAGGGAAACGAAGAUUGC